UCCGCUUCCCUCGGUCCAAUCCCUUCGGCUUCUGCUUCGGCUUCGCCUGCGCGGCCCGGGCCCUAACCUGCUCGAACCCAUUAUGCCGUAGAGGCCGGCCGGGGCUCUUUAAGGCCCUCGCCGCGCCUGCGCCCUGGGCUUUUCUGAAGCGGCCCGACCAGAGCCGGGCGGAGCUGGCGGGCGCGGGGCUGCGCGGGGUUCUCCCGAGUACGACGGAGGGUCGCGGGCAGCUCCGGGUUCUCGAGCAGGCGGCGUGUGGGGGAACGCGGCCGCCGAGGCCGAGCCGGGCCGAGGCGCUGGGAGGCGGCGGCGGCACGGCCGCCGGCUGGAUGGGAAGUUCAUGUUGACGGCGGAGUCCACCCCAGGUUUCCAAGGUUACAUAAACAGUAAGAACUCCCGAGGAGAACAGUCUAGCCUGCUGCCUGGAAGAGACUCAGACCUGCCUGAAGGAGAGAUUUUCUGACCUGUUGAGCUCUCUGCUUAGUGUACUGAACUCCAGGGUUCCUGCUCUUGGUGAUGUGGCGACAGACAAGGUGGCAGAAAAGCUGAGCUCUACUCUCUCAUGGGUGAAGAACACGGUGUCGCACACAGUCAGUCAGAUGGCCAGUCAGGUGGCAAGUCCAUCUGUUUCACCACACACCACAUCCUCGUCUACCACACUGUCUACACCAACACAGUCACCAUCCUCCCCAUCAAAGCUGAGUCCAGACGACUUACAACUCCUGGCUAAGCUGGAGGAACAAAACAGAUUAAUAGAGACAGACAGUAAGUCUUUAAGAUCAGUGAAUGGUUCAAGAAGAAACAGCGGUUCCUCUCUUGUAUCAAGUUCAUCAGCCUCCAGCAACCUCAGCCACCUGGAGGAAGACUCUUGGAUUCUUUGGGGAAGAAUUGUGAAUGAAUGGGAUGAUGUACGCAAGAAGAAAGAAAAGCAAGUGAAGGAGCUUGUUCGUAAAGGGAUACCCCACCACUUCAGAGCAAUAGUUUGGCAACUUCUGUGUAAUGCACAGAGUAUGACAAUUAAGGACCAGUAUUCAGAACUCCUGAAAAUGACCUCACCUUGUGAAAAACUGAUCCGAAGGGACAUUGCUAGAACAUACCCAGAACACAACUUUUUUAAGGAAAAAGAUAGCCUUGGGCAAGAGGUGUUGUUUAAUGUAAUGAAGGCAUACUCCUUAGUGGAUCGUGAGGUUGGUUACUGUCAGGGCAGUGCUUUCAUAGUUGGAUUGUUGCUUAUGCAGAUGCCAGAAGAAGAAGCUUUUUGUGUAUUUGUUAAAUUAAUGCAAGACUACAGACUUCGUGAACUAUUCAAGCCAAGCAUGGCAGAAUUGGGCCUAUGUAUGUACCAGUUUGAAUGCAUGAUACAGGAGUGUCUUCCUGAGCUCUUUGUACAUUUUCAAUCUCAGAGUUUCCAUACAUCAAUGUACGCAUCAUCCUGGUUCCUGACUAUCUUUCUUACAACUUUCCCACUACCAGUUGCAACAAGGAUAUUUGACAUCUUUAUGUCUGAGGGUUUGGAAAUAGUGUUUCGAGUAGGAUUAGCGCUUCUUCAGAUGAAUCAGGCAGAAUUAAUGCAACUUGAUAUGGAAGGAAUGUUACAGCACUUUCAGAAGGUCAUUCCACAUCAGUUUGAUGGUGGCCCAGAAAAAUUAAUCCAGUCAGCUUACCAAGUCAAAUACAACUCAAAAAAAAUGAAAAAACUUGAAAAAGAAUACACUACAAUAAAAACUAAAGAAAUGGAAGAGCAAGGUGAAAUUAAAAGGCUACGCACAGAAAAUAGGCUUUUAAAGCAGCGCAUUGAAACAUUAGAAAAAGAAAGUGCUUCCUUGGCAGAUAGAUUGAUACAGGGACAAGUGACCAGAGCCCAGGAGGCUGAGGAAAACUACCUCAUAAAACGGGAGUUGGCCACCAUCAAACAACAGACUGAUGCGGCCAGGGCUAAGCUGGAGCAGGCGGAAAGCACCAUCAGGGAGCUCCGGCACCACCGCCACUGGCAUAAAUGCAGUUCCACGUACAACGAAGAUUUUGUGCUGCAGCUGGAGAAGGAAUUGGUUCAAGCCAGACUGAGUGAAGCGGAAUCUCAGUGUGCACUGAAGGAGAUGCAGGAUAAAGUGCUGGAUAUAGAGAAGAAGAACAACUCAUUUCCUGAUGAGAAUAAUAUUGCAAGGCUUCAGGAGGAACUCAUUGCUGUGAAGCUGAGGGAAGCUGAAGCCAUUAUGGGUUUGAAAGAACUUCGGCAGCAAGUCAGAGACUUAGAAGAGCACUGGCAGCGUCACUUAGCUCGGACUUCUGGAAGAUGGAAAGACCCACCCAAGAAAAAUGCUGUGAAUGAGUUACAGGAUGAGCUAAUGAGCAUUCGCCUUAGAGAAGCGGAAACACAGGCAGAAAUAAGAGAGAUGAAGCAAAGGAUGAUGGAGAUGGAGACACAGAACCAGAUCAACAGUAACCAACUUCGAAGAGCAGAGCAAGAGGUAACCAGUCUGCAGGAGAAGGUGUGCUCCCUGUCUGUGAAGAACAAGGGGUUGCUUGACCAGUUAAGUGAGGCAAAGCGCAGACAGGCAGAGAUUGAAUGCAAGAACAAGGAAGAAGUCAUGGCUGUGAGACUCCGGGAAGCUGAUAGCAUAGCUGCUGUGGCUGAGCUACAACAGCAUAUUGCUGAGCUCGAAAUCCAGAAGGAAGAGGGCAUGCUCCAAGGACAGCUUAACAGGUCUGACUCUAACCAGUACAUUAGGGAGCUGAAGGACCAGAUAGCCGAGCUGACUCAUGAGCUCAGAUGCCUAAAAGGCCAGCGGGACUUCUCCAGCCGACCGCCUUUUGAUGGAAUCCACAUUGUCAGCCAUCUAAUAGGAGACGAUGAAUUGUUCCACUCAUCGGAUGAAGAUUUUAUAGAUAGUUCCUUACAGGAAAGUGCCAUCGGUUUUCCUUUGCACAGAAAAUCUGGCCCAAUGUCUCUAAAUCGCACUUUAGCAGAUGGUAGUGAGAGCGAAGCAGAAGACAGCGUGCUGGGAACUCCGGAGCGUGGCCCUGAGGUUCCACAGAAGCAGCUCCCUCAGACACAGAGAGAGUCCUACUCAACUACUGUGUGACCGUCACAAUGACAGUUGGAGUCUUACCUGAGAGCCGGGGCCACCCCUGCCCUGUACACAUAUGUCUGUUUACAGUCUUACCUGACUGUCUUUGCCAAAUGCUCACUGAAUUUCCAUUGCCAUAGCAGACUGAAGGAUGCUAAUUGGUAAAUGGGGUUCUAACAGUAUUACCGAAUAUAAUUUUUCCUAUUUAGAAAAUACUGCUAUGUCUAAAUGUGAGAACUGUUUAAAAAUUGAGGACUGUGGGAAGUUCGAUUCUUUUUAAACAGAACUGCUCUCGUGCAAUAUUUUGUGCUCACCGAACAAACUGUACAUUAGUGUUUAUUAAUUUGUUUCCAAGUCAGCUGCCUGUGGACAUCUGACCAGAACAGAUGUGAUUUAACCUGUGCUUGAGGAUAUCUCUGUCUUCACUAAAAUUCAGUUCUGUUGCCAUUGGAGACUGUCAGACAAACACCUUUCCUUUGUAUAAUUUCUAAACACAAAGUAAUUGUCUGUUCUGAAAAUUUUUUGUUUUAGUUUCUAAGUUUUAUGUGUACUAUACUUCUAUGUGUUAGAAUAGUCACAGGUUAACUACAGGUAUAUUAUUUGUACAUAUUUAUAAAUCUGUCACCCAGCAUCCUCUUACAUGAGUAGCAAGCAUUGACAAGAACUGCCUUCAGCAUUCUAACAGGACUUCUGUAAAUAACAGGUUAAAAUAAAACUAAAUACAGAUCAGACACUACUGGCUUAGCAGCUGUAGUAACUUGCUAGCAGAUUCAUAACCGAUUGCUGUUCAAACACUACUGGUGAAGUCCUUUACUUCAUCUCUAACUAAUAAACUUUUCAUGAUUAAAGAGGUUUAGCACAUGCUACUUCUGCUAAUCUAGUUAAUAUAAUUUAGCACUAGAAUAAGGUCCAAGAUGCACAGCAAAUAUAUCUGAAAAAAUGUUGUGAAUAUUGUAUUUAAAUUCUUUAGUUUUUAACCGACAGGUAAAGCCAUAAGAACCCUUUACUCUUAGUUGGUUCCAUGUGUUCAGACUUGUUCUCUAGAAACCCGGAUGCCUGUUAGUUGUGAAUUGAGAAAGGACACUCAGCCUGUGGAGAGGCUGCAGGCAGGUGCUGACUGGAUGCCUCCGCACUCUUUUGUGUUAGCAGAUGAGGAAAAGAAGGGCCACAGUGGAAAAUAGAGUUUAGUACAUUUAUGGAGGUAUACUCUUACACAGAACGUUGUAUACAUAAAGAAAAAUGUUGUAUGAUAUGGAGUAAAAAAACCAAGUAGUUUUCAUUCUAAGACUGUGUGAUGCCUUAUGCUGCAUUGUGGGCAAGGCUUUCCCAGCAAGACUGCUAGCUACUCUCUUGCUUGACAGACAAGAUUGGAAACAUGCCUUCUGUGUCCAGAGCACCCACUAAAUUCUCAUAUUUAAUUUACCCAUGAUCACAAGCUAGUUAUUUGAGGUAUUAAUUAAAAUCUCUCUCUAGGCUUUUCACAAGGCCUAGCUAAUGAGUUUUUCAGUUCCCUGCUCUCUGCCAAUAAAAUAAGUUUUAUUUAAAUCUGUUUCCUGAGAAUCUUCUGUAGAGAUGGGCAUUCACGAGCAUCAGAGUCAAGUCUCUGGGUGAGAGUAGAUCCUGCUCUGAUACUGGACAGUACUGCCAGGGUCUAGUCCUUUAGGGUUCUCCUGUGUGGUUCUGUACUGCUAGUCCAAGAGGUUGUCAAUAGCCCAGCGAAGUGACAUGACUUGUAGCCCUGUUGUUUAUCUAGAUCCCACAUCAGGAAACCUGAAUGGGGCUGGCAUACAGCUCACAAGUUAGAGUGCUUACCUGAAAUGUCCACAGCCCCGUGUCCAACCCCAGCACCACCACAAACCAAGCAAGCUCAGAGAACUUCCUAAUACUCUUUCUGGUUUGAAGUAGGUGUAAAAUAACCUCGGUAAUUAAACUUUAAUUCCUUGAUACUCUUGUGAUUUGUACAGUGGAACACUAGAAACAACAUCUACUUGAGGUCUUGAGUCAUGUCAGGUGCGGUGGGCAUCCUACAUCUGCUACUCUGGAAGCUAAGGCAGGAAGAUUGCUUGAGUAUAAGACCAGCCUGGGUAACAGGAAGAUUUUGUCUCAAAAAUAUUUUUUUUAAUUUACAUAUACCUGAGAAAGAUGUAAAAUCUUUCUGGCCAUCAGGGUCCUGUAGGAUACUAUGCCCUGAAUGUUAAGUAUCUGUUUAGGACUUUGAGGUGUUGGACUGUGGUCUAAUGAUGAAUUUUACUUCAUCUGAUAUUUUUGUGUCUUUCAAAUGGUAUCUGCUUACACCCUAAGACUUGAAGGAUGUUCUAGGGAGAAAAUGGGUAGAUGACAGAUGACAGAAAACCUUGCUCUCUUGGGAUAGUGUCUUUCCUGCUCUGCCCUAGGGGACAUACUAAAGGAAAGGCAGCAAGCCCAGACUUUAGGAUUCAGAAAGCAGUUCAACAAACUUUUUUUUUUCAGUACUGGGGAUGGAACCCAGGGCCUUACACAGUGGGUAAGCUCUCUACCACUGUGCCACACCCAGUCUGAGGCCAAAGAUAUUGUUUUAUCAACUUCUACCCUGGUUUCUUGUUUGAAUUUUUUGUUUUGGUUUGUUUUUAUUUUGUUUGGCCAGUUAGCGGCCAGUCUCAGCCUUUGCUGGUUGAUGGAAACAUAUUCCAGCUAACUGGCCGUUUAUGUUGAGAACAAGAGAAAAAGCCGUUUCCAGCCCUGAGUACAAUGCAGCUCGUGAAUUUCCAGACAGUGCCUUUGAUUGAAAAUAAUGUCUACUGCUUUUGAAGCAUAUUAUUCCCGGCAUCAUAAGAAGUCAUUUGGUUCCAUAUUCACCAUUUGCAUAAUGAACUGUAAUAUUCAAUUUUUAAAAGUUACAGAUAUUAAUUAUGUUUUGGUAAGCUUUUCAUGUCCAGUAUGGUUAUUGCACAAUACCAAGACAUCGAUGGCCAACAUUUGUAGAAUCAGUAACUUACUAAAGCAAUGAGUUUUAGCUUGAAAGUUAUUGCUGCUCUAGAUUAGCAACAAUUUUUAAUUAACUUCUUAGUAAUUCUGAAAUUAAUUAAAAUUUAUUAUUGACAAUAGGGAAGAUGCUAUUUAAAAUCCAAUUUAACAUUCCAUCUGUGGAUCUACAUACCUCUUCCCUCCAGGGAAGAGAUGACACACGGUAAUAUAUUGAACAUGCAAAGUUUCAAAUGUAUCUCAUUGUACUGUUGGGUUUUCUUAAUUGUAACACUGUAUAACCUAAAAUGUUUACUUGUGCCUUUGCUUUAAAUAAUUAAAGUUUCUCAUUUUACAAGA
Molecule: messenger RNA, 6368 nt
Organism: Apodemus sylvaticus (European woodmouse)
Lineage: Eukaryota; Metazoa; Chordata; Mammalia; Rodentia; Muridae
Gene: Evi5
Product: ecotropic viral integration site 5
Exons: 21
Coding region: 600-3083 (827 amino acids)
Source: RefSeq, a predicted model, not a curated record